AUGCGUCUCGACUCCUCGCUGGAAGAGGCCCCGUCGUCUUUUUCAAAUUCCCAAAACCAAAUGGAUUCCCCAAGGGGACCAAGCUCAUCGAGCAUGUCGAUGCGAUUGGAGCCAUCGCCGACUUCAGUAAUGCUGAGCAGACUUCAAUACAUAGAAGAACAAAGCGCACUGAUAACACCUCCUCCUGAACUUCGACUUCGAAGUCCUAUCCCAGAACCUCAGAAUAAUGCAGAUUGUGGUGAAGCAAAUCGGAGUGCCUCUGAGGCUAUCCGUCAAGCAAAUCAGUCGGCGUCUCAAGCGAUACAGCAAGCAACCCAACAAGCAACUCAGUCGAUACAACAAGCAAGCCGAGAAGCUUCGCAAGCUGCGCAGCAAGCCCAACAGUCUGCCUCGCAGGCAAUCCAACAGUUUUCGAACCAAGCCUCCCAGUCGAUCGCCGCAGCUUCUAGAAGUGUCUCGAGCGCGAUUCAAUCUGCAGAUCAAGCGAUAGCUAGUGCGAAGUCUUCGGCAGAUGCAGCGAUAGGAAGGGCAAAUGGAUCAAUGAUGACUGCGCAGGCCAGCGCUUCAUCAGCACAGGUAUGCCCUGAAAUGCCGGGGAGAUGUCCAGUCUACAGGAAAUGGAUUUGA
Cadophora gregata is the source of this 627-nucleotide messenger RNA. RefSeq lists its product as uncharacterized. Bases 1 to 627 code for a protein of 208 amino acids. The transcript has a single exon. The record is from RefSeq and is a predicted model, not a curated record. NCBI's taxonomy places the organism in Eukaryota, Fungi, Ascomycota, Leotiomycetes, Helotiales, Ploettnerulaceae.